CAUCACUACGCCAAUAGCUUUCUCUCUCUCUCUCUCUCUCUCUCUCUCUCUAACCUCUCAUUUCCCCUUUCUUGCAUUACUCUCAGCUGAGAAAUAGCAACGACGAGAGAGGAGAGGGGAGGGGAGGGGAGGGGAGGGAGGAAAGCAGGCGGGAGUAUCGAGCAGUUAAGGCUUCAGAAGGAGACCGAUAAAAGGAGCCCUCACUCUUUGCUUCCAUCUUUGACCGCUCCACUCUCCGGUAAUUCCCUCCGUCCAAAUUCCUGUUGCUGAUUUGAGCUAUGAGUCAAUCUUCUGAGGAAGAGUCGGACAUCAGCGAGUCAGAGAUUAAUGAUUAUGUGGACAAACCAUACGAGAAGCUGCAAUCUCAGGCUUACAAAGUUCAGGUCCAUGGGACUUUGAAAUGCCCCUUCUGUGCUGGGAAGAAAAAGCAAGGAUACAAGUACAAGGAGUUGCUUCAACACGCCUCGGGAGUGGGCAAGGGUGCUGCCAGUAGAAGCGGGAAGCAAAAAGCUAACCACCUUGCCUUGGCAAAGUACUUGGAAAUUGAUUUAGCUGAUCUGGCUGAUGAGACGCUGACUCGACCUUUACCUCAAGUCACCAAUCCAUCUUCGGACCAAGAGGACAAGUUUGCAUGGCCGUGGAUGGGAAUUGUGAUGAACAUGUCUGCUGUGACAUCAGCGGAUUCCCAAGGACAAGAAGAAAAUGACUACUGGUCAAGAACUUUUGCCAAGUACAAACCUGCAAAAGUGCAUGUUUUGUGGAAUGAGAAUCACCAGGCUAGUCAAGCUGUACUGCAUUUUGACAGUGAUUGGAAUGGUUUCACAAAAGCAACCGAUUUUGAAAAGGCGUUUGAAAGUCAUCGUCAUGGUAAGAAGGAUUGGAAGGCACGCGAAAAUGAUCCCGGGUCAAGUUUCUAUGGCUGGUGUGCACGUAGUGACGACUAUAAUUCGGAUGGACCGGUAGGGGAGUAUCUCCGGAAAGAAACAAAGCUGACUACAAUCUCUGGCAUUGUUCAAGAAACCAAUCAAAACAGAAAUACAGUGGUUGCUGGCCUGACAGAAGAAAUUGCCAAGACCAAUCAAGAUCUUGAUAAAUUACAGAGUAUGUACAAUGAGAAUGCAAUGACUUUAAGCAGAACACUGGAAGAGAAAGACAAGUUGCAUAAUGCUUUUGUUGAAGAAACAAGGAAGAUGCAGCGGGUUGCACGAGACAAUGUUCACAGAAUCUUGGCUGAGCAGGAAAGAAUGAACAAUGAAUUGGAGUUGAGGAAAAAGAAAAUUGAUAACUGGACUAAAGAAUUGAAUAAGCGAGAAGCAUUAACAGACCGUGAGAGGCAAAGGCUUGAUGAGGACAUGAAGAAGAAUGAUGUUGUAAACAACUCGCUCAAUUUGGCAUCAAUGGAGCAGAAGAAGGCUGAUGAGAAUGUUCUAAGACUGGUUGAAGAGCAAAAGAGGGAAAAAGAGGAGGCCUUAAAUAAGAUCAUUCAGUUGGAGAAGCAGCUUGAUGCAAAACAGAAGCUUGAAAUGGAAAUUCAGGAGCUAAAGGGGAAACUAAACGUGAUGAAGCAUCUUGAGGAUCAGGAUGAUGCAGCUGUUAAGAAAACCAUGAAAGAGUAUCAUGAUGAGUUGGAGCAGAAAAUAGAGGAUCUGAAUAGUGUAGAGACUCUUAAUCAAACUCUCAUUGUGAAAGAGCGUCAAAGCAAUGAUGAGCUGCAAGAAGCACGGAAGCUGCUCAUAGAGGGCCUGUGUGAUACCUUAUCUGAUAAGGCUCGCACCAUCAUUGGGAUAAAGAGGAUGGGCGAACUGGAUGAAAAGGCUUUCUAUAAUGCAUGCAAAAAGAAAUAUCCGCCCGGAGAUGCUGAGGUCACUGCUGCAACACUAUGCAGCUCCUGGCAGGAGAAUCUGAAAGAUUCUGAAUGGUACCCCUUUAAAGUCAUUAUUGUCGAUGGGACCGAGAAGGGAAUUGUGAAUGAUGAAGAUGAAAAAUUGAAAGGUCUCCGGCAGGAGCAUGGCGAGGAGAUAUACUCAGCUGUGGUUACUGCCCUGAAGGAAUUGAAUGAGUAUAAUCCAAGUGGGAGGUAUAUUAUUCGUGAGCUCUGGAAUUACAAAGAAGAACGCAAAGCCACUCUGAAAGAGGUCAUUGCCUACAUCAUGAAACAAAUCAAGACCCUAAAGCGCAAGAGGUGAUGGCUGAGGGACCAUACCUUCCUGGGUCGAGUUAAAAUCUAUUACAUAUGAAGUCCCAGAGGAAGGACGAGCAGAACACAACAAAACACGUGUGGCAAUGCUAGUUGGUUGAGUCUCCUGGUAAAGUCUGACGAGUGUUUACUCUGAAUUCAAUUUGUUAUGUCGUUCAAUGACUCUGAAACUCUAACCAUGCUGGAGAUUAAAUUGGUAAAACUAAUGGUUUGCCGCGUAGUAGGACUGAUCGUUACGAUACAGUUUGACAAACACUGUUUACGUAACCAAUUUGUUUGUUUCCACAGGAAUCCAAACAAGCAAAUCCAAGAGCAAGAGAUCAUGUACCACAACAAGAAAACCUUUUUUUACAUAUAAGUAUGGAAACACUCGAUAAAUACAUUCAAGCAAACUGCAUUCUCACAAACUAUUCACACAAGGCUAGUGAACAUGUGUGGAUGGCCGGAUGGGAUCCGCUCAGCACGUAACUUAGACAGAGUUCUUGAUGGAUUUGCUGUAUCCAGUUUGAUCAUCAUAGAACUUCGACCACAGCAUCACACCACCGUACUUGGAACUGUCCUUGAUUGCAGGUAGCACCUGCGAUUCGAGGUCGCUCACGGGGAUGAAUCCGCUCCCAGCAGCAUCAGGAGCAGCAGGCAGCCCCAGGAAGAUCUUCUUAGCAGGAAUGGCGGAGGUCCAUUGCUUCCAAGCAUCUUCAAGGUUCGUGACACUCCCAGAAGAGUACUGGCAAGGAGGGUUGUUGUAGAAUUGAACCCAAACAUAGUCAAACAGGCCACUCUGAAGUGCACUCCCUAUCCAAGCAUCAGGGAACGGGCACUGUGGAGCUGCUGUCAGUAUGAUGUUUUCGUCGUGUGAUUUCAGGAACCUAGCCAGAUCAUCCCAGUGCUGGUUCGUUCCCCCUUCGAUGUCGAAGUCGACCCCAUCGAGCACAGCCGGGCCGAGUGGCCUAGCAGAUGAAGAACCACCGAAGAAGUUGUCCCAGAGGUAAGUUGCAACCUGCUCUGCGUCUUGUUUCGAUGUGAGGUAGUAAUCUCCAGCUCCUCCGCCGAUGGACAGCAAGACCUUGACCCCUUUAGCUUGGCAUGACUUGAUGUCAGAAGUUAGACCGGCACAGCCGCUGUUGGUUGGAUCACAGUGGCCUGCAAGGUUGAUCACCGGUGGCUGUUCGUUGCCAAAUGAUGACAGAAAGGCUAUGUUGACAUAGUGAUAGUUUCCUGUGGCGCAAGUUUCGGCCAAGGUUCCUUCAUUCCCAUUCUGUCCCCAGUAGAUUGAUAUUCCACCACCAGCUUCACAAUCCAUCACUAGCACUGCAGCCAGGAUUGCUGAUAGUGUUAUGGCUGCUCUGAUUCCCAUCAUCUUUUGCUUUUCUCUUUGUUGUUGCUGCUCUUGAACUUCAAAAUUUUGCCUGUCUAGUGUAGUUACUUGUUUCCUGAUGUU
Molecule: messenger RNA, 3635 nt
Organism: Linum tenue
Lineage: Eukaryota; Viridiplantae; Streptophyta; Magnoliopsida; Malpighiales; Linaceae
Source: the annotation of a GenBank genome assembly